AUGAAUGAAUCACAAUCACUUAGAAUAAAUCAGGUUUCUGGUAAUGAUACAUAUCAGGUCGAGCUGAAUGAAUCACAAUCACUUGGAAUAAAUCAGGUUUCUGGUAAUGAUACAUAUCAUGUCAAGCUGAAUGAAUCACAAUCACUUGGAAUAAAUCAGGUUUCUGGUAAUGAUACAUAUCAUGUCAAGCUGAAUGAAUCACAAUCACUUGGAAUAAAUCAGGUUUCUGGUAAUGAUACAUAUCAGGUUGAGAUGAAUGAAUCACAAUCACUUGGAAUAAAUCAGGUUUCUGGUAAUGAUACAUAUCAGGUCGAGCUGAAUGAAUCACAAUCACUUGGAAUAAAUCAGGUUUCUGGUAAUGAUACAUAUCAUGUCAAGCUGAAUGAAUCACAAUCACUUGGAAUAAAUCAGGUUUCUGGUAAUGAUACAUAUCAGGUCGAGAUGAAUGAAUCACAAUCACUUGGAAUAAAUCAGGUUUCUGGUAAUGAUACAUAUCAUGUCAAGCUGAAUGAAUCACAAUCACUUGGAAUAAAUCAGGUUUCUGGUAAUGAUACAUAUCAGGUCGAGCUGAAUGAAUCACAAUCACUUGGAAUAAAUCAUGUUUCUGGUAAUGAUACAUAUCAUGUCAAGCUGAAUGAAUCACAAUCACUUGGAAUAAAUCAGGUUUCUGGUAAUGAUACAUAUCAGGUCGAGCUGAAUGAAUCACAAUCACUUGGAAUAAAUCAGGUUUCUGGUAAUGAUACAUAUCAGGUCGAGCUGAAUGAAUCACAAUCACUUGGAAUAAAUCAGGUUUCUGGUAAUGAUACAUAUCAUGUCAAGCUGAAUGAAUCACAAUCACUUGGAAUAAAUCAGGUUUCUGGUAAUGAUACAUAUCAGGUCGAGAUGAAUGAAUCACAAUCACUUAGAAUAAAUCAGGUUUCUGGUAAUGAUACAUAUCAGGUCGAGCUGAAUGAAUCACAAUCACUUAGAAUAAAUCAGGUUUCUGGUAAUGAUACAUAUCAGGUCGAGAUGAAUGAAUCACAAUCACUUGGAAUAAAUCAGGUUUCUGGUAAUGAUACAUAUCAGGUCGAGAUGAGUGAAUCACAAUCACUUGGAAUAAAUUAG
Biomphalaria glabrata is the source of this 1104-nucleotide messenger RNA. RefSeq lists its product as uncharacterized. Bases 1 to 1104 code for a protein of 367 amino acids. NCBI's taxonomy places the organism in Eukaryota, Metazoa, Mollusca, Gastropoda, Planorbidae. The record is from RefSeq and is a predicted model, not a curated record. The transcript has a single exon.